Molecule: messenger RNA, 574 nt
Organism: Ruditapes philippinarum (Manila clam)
Lineage: Eukaryota; Metazoa; Mollusca; Bivalvia; Venerida; Veneridae
Product: polycomb group RING finger protein 1-like
Exons: 5
Coding region: 98-574 (158 amino acids)
Biological process (GO): negative regulation of transcription by RNA polymerase II
Cellular component (GO): PRC1 complex
Molecular function (GO): promoter-specific chromatin binding
Source: RefSeq, a predicted model, not a curated record
GUUUACAUGUGCACCGGUUGAACCAAAACUUCCGGGAGGAAAGAUUUUAUAUUUUUUGUCAUGACACGCUCUUUGUAAGAAUUGAUCAUGCUUUAAAAUGACCUCAAAUUUGUCUUUGUAUCCUGUUGGUAUAGAGGAGGAUAUCAUUAUACGAAUCAAUGACGUGAAUCCUCACAUCAUAUGUUCAUUAUGCUUUGGUUAUUUUAUUGAUGCAACAAGCAUUGUGGAAUGCCUUCAUACAUUUUGUAAAAAGUGUAUUGUGAAGCAUUUACAAGUGAGUAAACACUGUCCAACAUGUAAUAUCAAAGUACAUGAAACACAACCCCUGCUCAAUCUACGUGCGGAUAGAACCUUACAGGAUAUAGUGUAUAAACUGGUUCCUGGUUUAUUUGAGAAUGAGGAAGAAAGAAGAGAAGAGUUCUAUAAAUCUAGGGGCAUGCUUAUCAAGAAGAAAAGAGAAGGUGAAGAGAAUCUAGGACCAAAGCUUAGUACAGUGUUCACAAACCCAAAUGCUCACCAGUACAAAUAUGAUGAACAGAUCUGUCUUUGCCUGGAAAAACAUAGGUUUGUAUGA